AUGACAAUCGCUGGCUAUCUGGUCGAGUUUCGGAAGGACAGCAAAAAGCGCGAGAGACUGCUCAAACGGGAUGCGGGCGAGCUGCGCCGCGACGAGAGCGCGUCCAACUUGGUGGUGACAACGUGGCAGAUGUCGUUUGAGCAGAUCCAGCGUGAGCGGCGGUCGGCAGCCGAGCUGCUGUCGCUGAUGAGCUUCUUCAACCCGCAGGGCAUACCUGAGUCGGUGUUGCAGGGACACACUAGAGCAAUUGCAAGAGCGGCAAAGUUGGGGGAUGAUGAAGACGCAGAUAGCGCGUUCGACGAGGACCUGGACACCCUACAGGCGUACUCUCUAGUGUCGACGACAGCAGAUGGUGAAGCAUUCGAAAUGCAUGCUCUGGUCCAGUUCUGUACGCGAGUCUGGCUAUCGUCGUGUGGCGAUGCAGAGCAGUGGGAGCAGCGAUUUGUGGCGCUGAUGGCGCAAGAGCUUCCCAACGGGGAGCAUGAGAACUGGGCAAAGUGCCAGCAGUUGCUUCCACACGUCGAACCGCUCUUUAGCACUCAGCCAGCCGGCGAAAGAGCGUUGAAGGCAUGGGCGCAGGUGCUUACCAACGCAGCAUGGUAUCUGUGGGAGAGAGCAGGAUAUACUGUGGCGCAACAGAUAGUAGCUAAGGCGAUUGCCGCCAGAGAGAAAGCACUAGGGCGAGAAGACCAACUGACACUAGAGAGCAUAGAAAUGCUCGCUUUAGUGCUGCUCUGGCAAGGCAAGUACAGUGAGGCAGAAACGCUCAACCGGCGGGCGCUAGAAGGAAGGGAGAAGCUGGGCCAGGACCACCCCGAAACGCUAACAUUUGUCAACAACCUCGCUUAUCUGUUACACACGCUGCGCUGGUACCCAGAAGCUGCUGAGCUUUACAAACGACCUUGCGAUGGACGCACCCAACAGCUUGGUACUCAUCAUCCACAUACUACUGCAACUCGCAAUAACUUUGCAGCUAUGCAGCAACAGGCAAUGGAGGCUAGAGUAGCGCAAGGCGAAGGGCGGAAUCGUGGAACAGUCGACGAACGCUCGACACCUAGGAGUCCCCAUUCGUAG
Molecule: messenger RNA, 1074 nt
Organism: Alternaria arborescens
Lineage: Eukaryota; Fungi; Ascomycota; Dothideomycetes; Pleosporales; Pleosporaceae
Exons: 1
Coding region: 1-1074 (357 amino acids)
Molecular function (GO): protein binding
Source: RefSeq, a predicted model, not a curated record